This is a messenger RNA of Pogoniulus pusillus (Red-fronted tinkerbird), 4734 nucleotides long. It is a transcript of the gene SHISAL1, whose product is annotated as shisa like 1. The record is from RefSeq and is a predicted model, not a curated record. Lineage: Eukaryota; Metazoa; Chordata; Aves; Piciformes; Lybiidae. The transcript is spliced from 5 exons. The coding region runs from base 292 to 900 and encodes 202 amino acids.
GGUGGAGAAGCAGGUGGAGACUGAAAGGGUCGGGAGAGCUGCAGAGCAGGGAGAUGGAAGUGGCUCUUUCUGAUCGCCAGGGCUUUAUCUCCCGGCUUGAGGAGUGAAGCACCUUGCUUUGUUCCUGGAGGUCGGCCGUACCGCCGCAGCUGCCGCCCCUCUGCUCCUGCUCCCGACCCCGGGUCGUCGGCGAGUUUUUCUUCUGGAACUUCGCCGUGCAGCUGUUGGGGAAAGUGGCUGUCGUGCCCCGAGCGUGAGUUAGCGCAAGGUAAUUCUGUAAUGGACCAAUGAAUGCCAAUGAUGACAAGUUGUGGUCAACAGUCCUUGAAUGUGCUGAUGGUCCUGCUUUCGUUACUCUUGUCAGCAGUGUUGUCCGCACACUUUCGAGUCUGCGAGCCAUAUACAGACUACAAAGGUCGCUACCACUUUGGUUUUCAUUGCCCUCGUCUUUCUGACAAUAAAUCUUACAUCUUUUGCUGUCACCAUAACAACACAGUGUUUAAAUACUGCUGCAAUGAGACAGAAUUUCAGACUGUUAUGCAGAUGAACUUAACAGGGAACACAGAUGGAUAUAUGCAUAACAACUACAGUGCACUAUUAGGAGUGUGGAUCUAUGGCUUUUUUGUGGUGAUCUUGCUGGUACUGGACCUUUUAUAUUACUCUUCAAUGAACUAUGAUAUUUGCAAGUUUUACCUGGCACGGUGGGGAAUCCAGGGAAAGUGGAUGACGCAGGGACAGAGUCGAUGGAUUAACCCUCCUCAGGAUCCAAGCCAGACACAGCCUCAGCCAGAGACACAGCCUCAAACUCAGCCACAGCCUCAACCGUCCCAGACAGUACAUACUUUAAAAGGAGAUGCUUUAAGCCCACCCCUGAUGUCUUUUCAGAGUACAUCUGCCUGAAAACUACAUUGAUGUGCCUCGAGAUGGGAGAGCUAAGAUCAGACUUCAAGGAGCAGCUUUCAAGAAAAUCAACUAAGCGACAAGAGAUGGAAACCAAUGGUAGAUAAGCAGGAGAGAAAAAGACUACAAGAGGGAGAUUAAGCAAGUCACCUGAAGAGAAACACCAUUCAGACAACUUCUACAGGCAAAUGGUGUAGAAAGUCUCUGGAAGAAAGCAGUCUGCAAGCAAUAUUUUAACUCUAGACUGAGGAUAUUAUCAUAUUUAAGGAAAUGCUCAAUAGGAAAAAAAAAUCAAGUUGUUCUGGCAAACCUAUACACAAAGGUGGAAAAAGAUCACAGACAAACCUUUGGUAGAUAAAUUUUCUUUGCCUUCCCAUCCAUCUAUUGCCAUUUGAGCCUAAUCUAAGUGUCAGAAUACUGAAUGUAAGUUUUUCCAAAGUUCUCUGGUCAAUGCUGUAUCAGGCUAGGGUAGAUGCUGGCAGUCCUCACCUCUGUUAAACAUAUUGUCAUAUUACUGAGUAAAUGAAGCCCUUUCAUUAAGUCAGGCUGCAGGGUUGUGAUGACGUCAGCCCUAAUGCAUAUUUGAACAUUAACUGGCAACAAUUCUGCCAAAACAUCAAACAUCUGGGCACAUCUCAGCUUCAGCCUCACAUUCUCCUGAAGAGGGUAGCAGCUUGCAACACAGACACCCCAUCCCACCCUUAUACACCCUGAAGCUGAAAGAGAUACAGGAAAAAAAAUACACCCAACUAUGUAUUUUAAAAGCAAUAAUACCACUCUCCCUCUGCAUUUAUGAGGCAAUAAUCCAACUUCCUCAGCUUAUCCCUCACAAAUAAAAGAACCCAUUUGUAAACCAGAAGGAGAAAGUGUGUGGAGUACUUGGUUGCUAGAUUGCAAUAGCUUGACUUAGCUUUCCACAGGCUAAGUUUAUUUUACAAUCAUAAGGUAUCAAUGACAUGAGCAAAUCUCAAUUAUUUAAGAUCUGUACAUGGAGAACUUGGCAAUGACAACCAUACAGAGGAGUUAAUCUAGAAAUUGUGACACUAAGGCAUGAGAUGCCAAAUUACUCCUUCACACUUAAUAUUUCACCCUGCAAACCUGAGUAACUCCAGGACAUCACAUAUUUUACUGCAUAACCAACAUGUGUGGAGCACCUCAUCAGUGAGCAGUCAAAUUUUCCUUUUCUGGCUUGUCAAUUUGAGUGGAUUUUAAUCUGCUGAACACAGGAUAGGCUACUUAGUGAUUCGAACUAUCUCUUGGCUACCAGAGUGCAUGACAGUACAUGAGUAUAGCCACAGAGAAAUAAAUAGUGCUGAGGGACCCAACAAGGCUGGAGACCAGAGGAAUGGGCAGUUCAAGGGUCUGAGUAGGCCACCAACACACACAUAUGCCUCUUUUUUUUGCAAGCCAUCUAAUAAAAAAAUGCAGAGUAUCACCAGGACAGGCAAGAGCUGGUAAGACAGAUUUCAAGUGCCACCCUGCAGGCAUUAGACUCCAUCCUGUCCUAGGUAUGCCUGACCCCUUCUCACUGAAGCUACUGCUUCCACACCACAUCAUGCAGCACAGCUUGUAGAGCCGUAGCACAGCUGCCACAGUGCAACUAGGAUGUUCUACCUUGUGAGAAGCUUUGAGUAAGAUGGAGUCAGUGUUUCCAAAACCUUGAUUCACAAUAAACCUGAGAGAUUCUAGUUUUCCAAAGAGUAUUUGAUCAGAGCAUUGUAGAACCACUCGAAGCACUUCACCAGGGAACAAAAAGGACCUUCAAAGAUAAGCUGCAAGUAGCUUGCAGAUACAGGCAAACCGUGCAGACUGCUCUCUCCUUGAUGAUGAGAGCUUCGGCAGGGAAAGGCUCAGCACUCCUGGCAGUGGGAGAGCUGAUCCUCUGAGAUGUAAGGUGGUGCUCUAGAGCCAACUUGCAAGCAAAGCAGUGGAAACCAAGUAGCUGGAAGCAGUGCCAUGCAUAGCUCUGUUAAUAUCAUAUCUCCACACUCCCACAUUGGCUCCCAAGCUCCGCUACUCCUGCAGACACCCAAAGCAGCACACAUCCCCAGUAAGCAGUCUUACCUUGGCGCUUGGCCGUAACCGUUUGCUUCUUUUACCUUCUACCCACUUCUACUUUCAUUGUGAGAUGGUGACCACCACAGAGAGCUUUGUAAAAAGCUUAUGUUCAUGGAGGAAUUUGUACUAGAGAAUGGUUUGUGUGACUUACUGUAUUUUGUAAGGGUUUUUUUUCCCUUUUGGGAAUUGUGCGUUAUUAAUGAGCAGUUUUAUGCUUUACUUCUGGUACCUGUAUACUUGUAAUUGCUGUGCUUUUGGUUCGCUUCUUCCCUUCUCAUUCUCUCUACCAAGCCAGUAAAGAAGAUACUCUCUGGCAGAAAUUCUGAUUUUGCCUACUAAUUAAUUUAUGGGUAAUUCCACGUAAGUAGAUGAACAAUUGUUCAUCAGCUGUGCUGUUGCAAUCAUCUGAUAGCUUCUCUAGUUUAGCAGAACGUAAGAUCCUGAAUAAGCUUACUGGGCCUUAAACUAAAGGGGAAUAGUGCACCACACGUGUUUCACUCUCACCAUCACUGUUGGACCUUCUGCCCUAGUGUUAGGGACAUUGUAGAAUAGCACUGUCUAGGCAGUCACCUGAACAUCUCAACCAUCUGUGUAGCUCUGACAUUCCUCUGCAUUUAACCUGAUCAAAUUAUGGUGAACCAGAUAAACUGCAAUCAAUUCUUCAAUUAUUGCUGCAGAGAGGCUGGUUCAAACACAAGCAGUCUCUAAAAGAAAAGACAAGACUUAGAAUAAAGCAGGUGCACUUUCCUCUGUGUCCAUCCUGAUAUGAUUGGAAAAAUAAAGAAUCUAAAAUUACCAUUUACAGAAGUGUGCAAUCCAUUAUACACCCUCUUUAACAAUGGCAGCUGUCUAUCUUAGUGACUAAUAAUGACCUUCACACUCUUUCCUCGUCCAACUCAUUUUCUCUCUUUGGUUUUGCUCGAGAGCUGAGUGUCCAACUCCUUACUAAUUGCUAAGUUUAAGGUAGAAAAUAAAAUGCAGCUAUAAAGCUUGUGCAGGACUUAGUGUUAUAAUUAACCAUCUUUUGUGCCUAGUUAUGGAUCUUACAAAAACAGAAUGAAAACAAUCUGGCCUCUUAACAUAUACUUCAGCAUACUGUAGCAGCUAUUUUAGAUAACUGUUUUUAAUAGUUUUACUAUGGCUGUAAUUUCUACUUGAGGACUGUCCACUUGAAGCAAUGAAGUAACAUGUCAAAGUGAAUUUUAAAGUCAGUUCUAUUUUUGCUGCCAGUGACAGUGAAAAGUCAUGCAAAGGAGAAAACCUCACUCACCAGGAAGAAGCAUCUUUUCUCAGCCUCAAAAAGUCUCUUGUACAGGACAAGGCAUUUCUUCUAGUCCUCCUUUUGCAUAAAUAGUAAAUCACUAAGAUGAUAAUAUAUACAGUAAAAUAGUCUGUUUUAAUAGCAGAAACAUUUUAGGCUAUUUAAGAAACUAGAAGUUCUGGGGUUGCAGUGGUUUCUCACUCUUUAAUACAUUGACAAUAAUACUGUUUACACAACACUUGGUGUUUGAAAUCAGUAGGUGCCAGUGUCCAGUGAUUUGCUAAUCUAGGUUUUGAUCUAAUCCUGUCCUAUUUUUUGCAGCAUCCUCCAACUUCAUAUUAUGAAUCAUGUUGUCUUUCUGAAGUGAUUGCCAAGCAAACCAAAAACGUGUUUUACACUGCUAUUGCACUGCUCAUCUUUAUAUACAGUAGUUUUUAUAAAGAUGUCCUUAGGUUUUAAUAACCGAGUGUAACGUAACAUGAUCUCUGUAAUAAAACUUGCUUUAGUGUUUCAAA